GCAGCCAACUGCUCCAUAUUUGGCUGCUCUUACACAUUUACAUACUGGAGAGCGGAGAGGGAGCGGGCGCUGCACCGCAGACAUCAUUUCUACUACAGCGCCGGAGACAUCCCGGACCCGUGUCACUGCAGGGGGAAGGAGCAAAACAAACAACACCCCCACCACCACCACCCCCCCAAAAAAAAAAAAUCAGCCCCAAGCCCCGUGAGCCGCUAGGAAGACAUUUGUGUGCGAGCCUCUGUCUGACCCCCCCGCCAACCCCACCUCCACUGACACUUUACACUUCUGGAUCAAGAGUCACAUCGCAGGCCAAGCCAGACGGGAAAGCAAUACAAGCUGUGAAUUUAUUGUUGACCCCUGUAGCACAGUGACCACCUUUGCUUUUGUUUUCGCCGUACAGAGAUGCACCGUUAAUAAGAUCCUGGAGCCCGGGGAAGAGUUUUAAAGCAAAACAUCAGAUAAAAAGGCUGCAACAUCUCACGUGAGAGAGGGGAUAGAAGAAAAGAGACUUACAAUAGCAUCCUGAAACACUCAUAUGGUUUGAGGCCAUAUGUGUCCUUUGAACUCUGAAGAAGCUGUGCCAAAAGGAAGCCUUCCUCUUCUCCCCUCCUCCCAUCAUGGAGCCACUGUUAGAUAAUUGCAAUUAGUGUACAAUGUGGAGCAAACCCAGGAGUGAAGUUCGUGGACCUUCUGCUGAACCGAUCUCUUCCACUCUGAAUGUGUCGUCUCACGUUACGCUCCCAAACCAGCUGUAGGGGAGGGAACGACCCAGCGGCUGUCCAUUUGCUCAUCUUCCACUGGGACACCUUAGCUUGCCGUCUGCGUCUGCCAGCUCUAUCUCACCUUAUUUGAAAGAGGAAAGCCAGUGAAGCCCUGUGAGCAAUCCAGCAACUUCUGAAAAAUCUUCAUGCUACAGGAUAAUCCAGAAUUCCCUGAAGAAGAACAUAGUGAAUGUUGUUCAACUUAAUAAAGAUAGAAACAUUCUUCCCUUGAGUCCAGAGGAGCUGUCGGAGGAUCGUGCUCACAGGGAGAUGAUUCCUCAUGAAGUCACUGGAUCCCUUGCAGAAAUCAAAUGUGACUUUCCGUUUAUCAGACUGAAAUCAGAGCCAGCCAGACAGUGAAGCAAGCACAGUGGAGGGGGGACGGCGAAAGAUGAAAUCCAACCAAGAGCGGAGCAAUGAAUGCCUGCCGCCCAAGAAGCGAGAGAUCCCUGCCACCAGCCUGCCUUCGGAGGUGAAGCCGGUCCUGCCGAACGACAACCACCGCGCGGACAACCUAGCAUGGCUCCCCAGCACGCCCGGCGGCCAGAGCGGCCUGGGGGCCAGGCACAGGCCUGGGGGGACGUCAGCGGAGGUGGGCUUGCAGCAGGGUUUGCACAAGCCGCCGGCGGCGGGGCUGGACUAUUCCCCCCCGAGCGCACCCAGGUCCGUGCCGGCCCCCACCACGCUUCCCACCGUGUACUCGCCUGCGCUCUCCCAGUCCGGGACCCCCGUCUCCCCCGUGCAGUACACGCACCUGCAGCACACGUUCCAGUUCGUCGGGCCCCAGUACAGCGGACCAUACGCCGGGUUCAUCCCCUCGCAGCUGAUCUCCCCGACCGCCAAUUCGGCAACCGGCGCCGUGGCGGCGGCCACGGCUGUCGCAACCACUCCAUCCCAGCGCUCCCAGCUGGAGGCUUAUUCCACUUUGCUGGCCAGCAUGAGCGGCUUAAGCCAGCAGGGGCACAAAGUCGAGCCGCACCUGGUUAGGACGCCCGGGCUGAUCGCUGCGGGGUCUCCUCCGCCCGCCCAGCAGAACCAGUACGUCCACAUCUCCAGCUCUCCCCAGAGCGCGGUCAGAAACGUCUCUCCUCCAACCAUCCCGGUCCCCCUGCACCCCCACCAGACAGUGAUCCCCCACACGCUCACCCUCGGCCCUUCCUCCCAAGUGGUGGUGCAGUACAGCGACGCCUCGCACUUCGUCACGAGGGACGCCCCCAAGAAGCCCGAGAGCGGCCGGCUGCAGGCGAUGCAGGCCAAGGAGGUACUGAACGGCGAGAUAGAGAAGAGCCGGAGGUACGGCAUUUCGCCCUCUGCCGACAUGGGUCUAGUCAAAGCAGGCAAUAAACCAGCUCCUCACCAUUACGAGACCAGGCACGUGGUGGUGCACCCAAGCCCCGCCGAGUAUGGCGCCCGGGAUUCCUCAGGGGUCCGAGCCUCCGUCAUGGUGGUCCCCAACAGCAGCACGCCGACGGCGGACAUGGAGGUGCAGCAGGCCACCAACCGAGAGACCUCUCCCUCAGCCCUCAACGACAAGGGAAGCUUGCACCUAGGAAAGCCGGCCCACCGCUCCUACGCUUUGUCCCCGCAGCAGGCCCUGGGCCACGAGGGGGUGAAGGCGGUGGCCACGCUGUCCCCCCACACCGUCAUCCAGACGACCCACAGCGCCUCCGAGCAGCUUCCCGUCGGGCUGCCGGCGACGGCCUUCUACGCCGGGACCCAGCCGCCGGUGAUCGGCUACCUGAGCGGCCAGCAGCAAGCGCUGGGGUACCCCGGGGGGCUGCCCCAGCACCUGGUGAUCCCCGGCACGCAGCCCCUGCUCAUACCGGUCGGCAGCGCCGACGUCGAGCCGUCGGGCGUCGCGCCGGCGAUAGUCACCUCGUCUCCCCAGUUCGCAGCAGUGCCUCACACAUUCGUCACCACCGCCGUCCCCAAGAGCGAGGCUUUCAGCGCCGAGCCCCACACCACCCAGCCCGCCUACCAGGCCACCAUGGUGCAGGCGCAGAUCCACCUCCCCGUGGUGCAGUCCAUCGCCUCCCCCGCUGCGGCUCCCCCCACGCUGCCCCCCUACUUCAUGAAGGGGUCGAUCAUUCAGCUGGCCAACGGGGAGCUGAAGAAAGUAGAGGACUUGAAAACGGAAGACUUCAUUCAGAGCGCGGAAAUUAGCAAUGACCUGAAAAUAGACUCCAGCACUGUGGAGAGGAUCGAAGACAGCCAUAACCCAGGCAUUGCUGUGAUACAGUUUGCGGUUGGAGAGCAUCGCGCACAGGUCAGCGUGGAGGUCCUGGUAGAAUACCCUUUUUUUGUAUUUGGACAAGGCUGGUCAUCCUGCUGCCCCGAGAGAACCAGCCAGCUCUUUGAUUUGCCAUGCUCCAAACUCUCUGUGGGGGAUGUCUGCAUAUCGCUUACGCUCAAGAACCUGAAGAACGGCUCUAUUAAAAAGGGCCAGCCCAUGGACUCAGCUAGUAUCUUGCUGAAGCAUUCAAAGAAUGACAGUCUAGCUGGAAGUAGACACAGGUAUGCGGAGCAGGAAAAUGGGAUUAAUCAGGGAAGUGCACAGAUGUUAGCUGAGAAUGGUGAACUGAAGUUUCCGGACAAAAUAGGAUUGCCUGCAGCACCUUUGCUCACCAAAACAGAACCCAGCAAGCCCCCAGCAACGAGGAAGAGGAGGUGGUCAGCCCCCGAAACACGAAAACUAGAGAAAUCAGAAGAGGAGCCACCUUUGACUCUUCCCAAGCCUUCUUUUAUUCCUCAGGAGGUUAAGAUUUGCAUUGAAGGUCGAUCCAAUGUAGGAAAGUAAAAGUUGUUUGGGGAAAGGAAAUUAGGCUAUCCCUUGUCAUUUUUAUCCAGAUUACUGUACUGUAGACUAAAUAACCCAGUAUUUACAUGUUAUCAUCUUAUUUUAGGUUUAUGUUAUAACCUUGUUGUUAUAGUUGCAGCUGGUAUUAUGCAGGAGACUGGUGCAUAUGUUUUUCCACAAGUGUUUGUCAGUGACUAGGUUUCUUGAGAGCUACAGAAGGGGCAGUAUCUGCUUCACACACCCUUAGUGGAAAUGAAUGUGUUGUCAUGGCUCCUGUUUUCUAACACCUCGUGUAGGACAGGGUCCAGCUGUGAUUUUUUUCUUUUUGUCGUCAUUAUUUUUUGUUUUUUUUUUUUUUUCCUUGUUUUGGUUCCUGUUCUAGUUUUUUUUGGGGGGGAGGUGAGGAGAAGGGAACUGUAGCAGAGGUGUGUGUCACGCAUGGUGUGUGUGUGCGUGCGCCCGUCCCGAGGAGGGACUGUGAAGAGGUUUUCUGGCCCCAGGUGAAUGCUGAGGACACAACCCACAGAUGUUACCGAAAAGGAUCAGACAGUCUCUGACGUUGUCAACAAUAAGCCAACUCUCGCUCAAGGCUCUACGGUAUAUAUAUAUAUAUAUGUGUGUAUAUAUAUAUAUAUAUUUGUGUGUGUGUAUUUGUAUAUAUAUAUUUCCCCCCAUGGGGUCUGACUGCACUGAUUUUUACUCACAAAGCAACUGCCACACCAACAUUUCCCUUCUGCUUGCUCGUGCAGUCCGGUGCUGGGAGGCCACACACACACACACGGAGCGGCUGUCCUCUGCGCCAUUCACCCCGCGGGCUCCUCCCGGCAGCGUGGCGGGCACGCCUGGGUGCGCGUGGGUGUGCGUGGGUGUGCGCAGGGAGCCCUCCAGCUCGCUGGACGUGCCCGGCUCGGGCGCACUCCUGUUUCUGUGCAGUGUUAGACAAAUCCAUCGGGUUAACGCCAUGGACAUUUGCUUCCACGAGGGAGACGCAUACUGCCCCUUUGAGAUCACAGGCAUACAUCGUUUGCAGUUAGGUUGCAGAUCUUUGUCUUUAACUCUAGUACUGUUUUUGGUUCAUGAUUAUGGACAACCCGUGCCACUUUUUUCAAAUUUCAGUGUGACACAGGAACCUGAUGUUGAAGAUGAACGUAGAAUGUCUUUAAGCACUUAAAAUGCUGUUCACACUUUAUUGCUGAGCAUCCUGGUCUAACACUCAGUACGUACUGUAUCUCACUUUAAUCUGCUCGGAAAACAGCAGCAGCAAACAAAUUAAUCUCUUCAACACUGUAACUACAUGCAACUAUGUAAAGUUUUCUCACAAGCAAGAUGCUGAAAGUUUCAAUGUGGUUUCAAAGGGAUGAAUGUGAAUUAUUGAACUAGUAUGUGACAGUCAUUGUCCACAAAGGACUACUUAAUAGGAGGCACUUUUUAAACUUUAAUGCUUGAGAAAGAGUUAAAGGCAUAUGCGAGCUGACAGAUAAUAAAAGAAUAAGAGAAAGGAAAAAGGAAAGAGAAAAAAAAAUCAUUGUCCAGUGUUUUUGAAAAAAGAUGGACUUUAAAGAAUCUUGCAAUUUGCACAUCUUGAGUUUAUCAUUUGUGUGGUAUUCCUGCAGUUUUUACCUAAUAAUGUUAUGGGUUGGGGGGGGGUCUGAAAGAGCAUAAACAAAUGUAGCAAUUACUCACUAACCUGCCUACGCUCUAGGCCAUUUCAUAGGGUUAUUGUUCCUUUCAAAGUUCAUUUUCGGUCUUUCUACCGUAUCUGCCACACAGAACCUAACACAGGUCCUACCGGGACAGCUCUGAGAAUUUGUCUUCAGACUUGCUGAGAGAGUUUUCCACAAGAAACAUUUCUAUACAUAAGCAAGGUGUUUGUUUGUUUUUGAAACAAACCUAUUGUUAUUUUAUUAUUAUUAUUAUUUGUUAUUUUAAUUGCAUUGUUUUCCAUUUGAAAGACUAGAUUUAAGAGUUUGGUACAAAACAAGUUCGGGGGGUAUUCACGCCGUUCAGUCUUUUGUUUCCCCAGGUAGGGCCGGAUCCUUUGAGGUGCUGUGCACCAAGCCUCCCGAAAAGUCAUGGGGAGGUGUGAGUAUUAAGUACUUCAGGUCUGAGCUACAAAGCCUCUUGCUGCCAACAGGGAUCUCAUUGAUGACAGUGGGAUUUAGCUUGGGCCCUACGCGAUCAAGCGUUCACAUCGUUACUUUUGGUUGGUGAGUUCGCGUCCUUCAGGUAGUUUUGAAGAAGCUGUACUGAUAGGGAGAAAAGGAAAUAAAAGUUCUGGAUUAGAAAUGCAGUACCUAAAGUGAACAAACUUAUUUAAAAUCUCAUUUUCCCUCUCCCCUAAAAUACAGUGCUUUUAUUUAAGAAAAGAAAUGUUAACCCCAAACCCCAGCUUUGACUCUGUUAUUUGUUACUUGAAAUUUAGCUCACACCAGAACUAAUUGUUUUUAUACCAUAUUCUGGGGUGCACCAAAAAGUUUAAAUACGUUUAAAAUAGCUUGAAACUUUUCUUGAAUUUCCUUGAAUUUUAUUAACCUCUCAGCGGGCUACCAAAUAGCUGAGUGGGUUUCUUCUCACAGUCACACUGCUUAGUUAGUGCUUAUUUGUUAAUAUUUCUGCUCAGAGAAGUUGCUUAAUCUUCCAUAUACUCUGCUCAGGGCACUUGCAAUUUAUUGUUUUGUUUUGUUUCCUGUUUUGUUUUUAAGCUUUGAUGGUAAAAGAAUAGAAAGAAUUACAGAUUUUAGUUUGCAUUCGUACCACUAUUUCCGUAAUUCACACGUGCUCGGAAAAAAAAUCUCAAAGAGAACCAUACGCAUUCACAUUCGUGGUUAAUAAGGAAGCAGGGGCUAUUAAACUGACUGGAUCUAUUCAACUAACACUAAAAAAAAAUAAAAAAUAAUAAUAAUAAAAAAAUAAGUUUGGAGCAAUAGGAAUGUAUUAGUUCUGUGCUUGUAUUUCAGACUGAGGAAUUCUGAAAUAACUGGUUCUUUCCCAACAAUCGUCCCUUUCCAUGCUUUGGCUUUCGUAGGAUGUGCAAUACUUUACGUGCCAACGUAGACUCACCCGUGCGGUGUUAGCUAGAUCUCAUACCCUCUUCUGGUUUCCCCUUUUUGUUCUCUUUGAAUAGUUUCUUUUUUCCUUCCUUCCUUCCUUUUUUUCCUAUUAAUAACCCUCUCCCCCCCAAAAUAAAAAAGAAACGUAUCGAGGGUGAGGCGUUCCUUGGCCCGGGAAACACCAGCCCUUUUUGUAUUCAGUGAGCGUGGUGCGUGAAGCAAAGGCCUGGCUCGGCCUUGCGUAUUCGAGAAGCACGACCCUGGCCUCCGCGCUGUAAAAAACAAUAAAAAUUUAGAUCCAGGAAGAUAAAAAGCGCCUAAUCCAAGCUUCCCCCCGCCACCACCACCACCAAGAGAGGAGUUUCGGGGUUCAUUAUGUCUCCAAGGGGGGGAUUUUGCCAAUGUGAGCCCUCUUCCCCGCGGGGCCACGCGCGGCCGUGGGGCCGCUCGUUGUUCGCUCCGUGCCCGCCCGACGGGGCCGAGCCGCAUCUGGGCGUCCACGCGUGGCCUGGUCCGGCUCCCUUUUCUCUUGUUUUCUUUUGGUCUCUUUUUUUUUGUUUUCUUUCCUUUUUCUUUUUUUUUUUCUUUUUUCUUCUUUUUUGUAGCAGGCCUGUUUAGUUUACAAUGAAAUGCAUACAAUCACCAAGAAAUUAGUCAGGGCGAAGAAAAUAAAACGAGAACCUCUUUAUAGGGAUUUCUAAAAAUACCUAUCUAUCUGUCUAUCUAUCUAUCUAAUCUAUCUAUAUAUCUAUAUAUAUAAAAUGACUGUUCCUUAUAGUGUUUAACUUAGGCAUUGUUUCAGUUUGUCUGGGCCACAUCAAGGGGAAUUUGAGUUUGAUGUCACUUACCUCAAGUCCUGCAGUUGAAACCCAAAUUGGAGUUGCUGUUGACCUACUUUUGGAUUUUGUACGUUGCUGUUGGGAUUUUUUUCCCCCGACAAACCAGACCUCGGGGGGGGGGGGGGAGGGUAGGAUGUUCCUCUGAUUCCUUCAAUUCCUUCGUCCCACUGUCGCUUUGUUCGACCUGUCGUUCCGUCAUUUUCUCGGCGUGGGGAAGUGACAUCACUACUCUCGUUUCCCUAAAUCAAGGAACAUUUAGAAACUUUUCACACCUUUUACUCAGGGAUGGGGCUGGCAUAUGUGUGGUACACUGAUGUGACCAGAAGCAGCACUUUUACUGCUCUGGAGUAGGGAUGUACAAUGUUACAGACGAGUUUGGAUUUCCUGCAUCUCAUGGUUUAACUCUGUAGAUAUCACAUAGAUUGCAAUACAAAAGCAGCAGGCUCAGCGUGAACUGUAGCUGUUGGUUAUCAUGAAAAUUCACUCUGUGCAGAGAUUUGUUUCACUUAAAGUGUGUUGCCAAUAUUAAAAAGGAAACAGUGAAAUUCUGUUCAGACUUGCAACUGCUAAAAAAAAAAAAAAAGGAAAAAGUCUGUGUCAAGGAGAGCAAAUCCGCUUUAUUUUAAACACUAACAGUGUUAUUUCAAAGAGGGGUUCUUGGCACAGCGUUCUGUGCGUCCUGGGCCCCAGCUCUGCAAACACUUAUGCGUGUGCUCAUGGAAAGGCCUGAGCUGGCCGGCGAAAGCAGCCGGGAGGCUCGGGAGCUCUCUGUGUAGUAUGCGUAUAAAUCUUUGUGAAACUGAAGCCUGGUUCGGUUAGGGCCAGAUUCUGACCUUACUCAGGUGGCUGGAAAACCCUGGGGUUUCAUCCAGGUUCACCAGGGUGGGAUGCCCCGGGGGCGCUGGGGGAUGUGGCCUGUUGAAACACUUCUGCUAUCCCAUGAACGCCAAAAAAUGGCGAAAUGGGGCAUGCACUCAUACAGGUAAUUUCCAUGUCUUCCCUCCCCAUCAUCAUAGGUAACAGCAGAGUCCGCCUGGGGCUCUGGCCAGUGCUGAUGUGAAAAGUGAGGGGGGUGAACGUGUCGCUGGAGUGCAGCCGGUCAUUUUCUUCUCUCUGGUUUAUCCACCUCCCCCCCCGCCCCCAAAGUCCUGAAACAAUAGAAAAAUGAGAAUUUGUUGAUGCAGAUCUGCAUACGUGCACACACAGCCAGGCAGAAGUGUCAGUUUGCACAUGAAUAAAUACGUGUGAAUUUUGUAAGCCUACACAUCCACUUGGUUUCCUGUCCCGAGGACAGUGUCGUGUUUUGUGUCGAUAGGGAAAUUCCAAACAAGUUGCACACCUCUACUCCAGAGUUCAAUUUCUUUUACAUAGACGACCUCGCUUCAGAUGUGUUACCUUUACUGAUAGGAUCUUUUCUUGUAGCACUAUAUCUUGUGGGAAUAUUUUUUGAUGUAAACCUAAUUUGAGAAGCUUAUUAAAAAUAGAAACUUUUUUUGAAGCACUCACAUUGAGGAGUACAGGUAAUGUUUUAAAAAAUUGCACAAAAGAAAAAUGAAUGUUGGAAUGAUUCAUUCAGUGUUUGAAAAAGAGAUGGCUCUGUUUGAACAGUGAGUUUCAUACCUU
Messenger RNA from Cygnus atratus (black swan), 9070 nucleotides. RefSeq names its product ataxin 1 (gene ATXN1). Gene Ontology annotation, molecular function: RNA binding; protein binding. The transcript is spliced from 9 exons. NCBI's taxonomy places the organism in Eukaryota, Metazoa, Chordata, Aves, Anseriformes, Anatidae. Gene Ontology annotation, biological process: negative regulation of transcription by RNA polymerase II; nervous system development. Bases 1153 to 3558 code for a protein of 801 amino acids. The record is from RefSeq and is a predicted model, not a curated record. Gene Ontology annotation, cellular component: nucleus.